AUGUCCACGGAUUUGCACAGGCAGCAGCCGCUUGCCGUGCUCCUCAUUGGAGCCAGAGCGCCAAGGCAGGCGAGAGCGCCCUCGCACAAUGCCUUUUCCAGGCGGCUCUGUUGCGGCACUCUGGGCCAGCGCCAGUCCCGCUCGGAUGCCUCGCUCGCUUGGGACGUUGGUUCGAGCACUUCAGAGGAGGAAAAGGUACCCUUCCCUCGUUUUCCCCUGUUUGGGCCUCCUGGGCGGCCCUCGUCGCCACCGCUGGAUUCGCUUCGAAGUUCUGGUCAGAACGCACCCUGGGAGAGGUCCGGGGAGUGGCGGUAUCGGUACCUUUUGGUUUCCCCAGUAUUGUUGGGCAAGUGA
Molecule: messenger RNA, 354 nt
Organism: Prorocentrum cordatum
Lineage: Eukaryota; Dinophyceae; Prorocentrales; Prorocentraceae
Source: the annotation of a GenBank genome assembly